CUAGGAGCCAAGCCUUAUUAUGCCUUUUCUAUUUAAAUUGAUGUAAUUCAUAUUAUAAAAGAUAAGAAAAAGCGAGAGUUUUUCUUCUCUCUACUUCUACAUAUUCUCUGCAGUUUUUACUACAUGGUAUCAAAGCCCUAGGUUUAGAACUAGGGAUGAUCUAUCGCGAAUCAAAGUCCGUGGAAGACGGCUUUAACUGGUGUGACCAGUAAGGACAUAGCGGCAUCAGGGGAAAGCACUGUGAAUUCGAAUAUGAGCUCCUCUAUCUCGUUCAGUGCUUUAGAGGAAUCUACUAAUUCACCCCAAGUGAAUAUCCACCGUCUAAAUGGAAAAAACUACACAAAAUGGUCUCAAAAUGUUCGUUUGAUCUUGGAAGGCAAAGAGAAGCUUGGAUAUCUGACAGGAGAAGUGAAAAAACCUGCGGAUGGAGAUCCAACUCUCAAGUCUUGGAAAUCAGAAAAUUCUUUGAUUAUUGUGUGGUUGGUGAAUUAAUGGAACCUGGCAAGUCAUUCAUGUUUCUGUCGAUGGCCAAAAAUGUUUGGCAAGCAGUCAAACAUUAUUCUGACCUGGAGAAUUCUUUGCAAAUUUUUGGUUUUAAAUCCAAACUUUGGCAUGCAAAAUGGGGUGACCAGAUGUAAGCUACUACUGCAACGAAUUAAUGACUUUGUGUCAGGAGUUAGAUCUGUGUUAAGAUGAUGGUUGGGAGUGUACUAAUGAUAGUGUCUGGUUUAUGCAAAGACGAGAAUGAUUAUGUCUUCACAUUCUUGGCAGGACUUAACACGGAGUUAGAUGAGGUGCGAAGCCGAAUUUUAGGGAAAACUCCUCUACCAACAAUUGCUCAGGGUUUUCAAAAGGAGGUGAAGGAUGGUAACGCUCUGAACAGCCAUGGUGUGACCACUGCAAAUGCCCGCAGCACACACGGGAUACAAGCUGGAAAAUUCAUGGCAAGCCUCAAAGCAAGAAGAAGAAAUCUGGUGGAGUGGAGCGUGCACUUUAGGCUAGUGUCUUGGAUCAAAAGCAAUCUUCUUCAAAUUCGCUUCCUUUCACCAAGUAACAUAUACACUGUUAUACAAGCUCUUCUAAUCUCAGGAAAUUCCUUGUUCUUUAGCACAAAAAGGUAACCAGAAAAUUAAAAUUGCAGAUGGCUCUCUUUCUGCCAUUGCAGGAAUGGGUUCAGUUAUGGUGUCUCCAUCACUUACCCUUCAUGAUGUUCUUCAUGUUCCAUACUUUCUUGUAAUCUUUUGUCUGUUCAUAAGUUAGCCCAUGAUCAAAACUGUCAAAUUAAUUUUUUCCCAACUCAUUGUGUUUUAGGAUUUGACCUCAGGGAGGAUGAUUGGCAAUGCUAAACAGAGUGAGGACUCUAUCUCUUUGAGGAUGGAUCUAAAUUGAGGCAAAAAUCUCAACAAAAAUAGGAUGGGUCUAAAUUGAGGUAUCUUUCAUCUAGAUGGUGACGCGCAAUUAUGGUUUUUAAAGUUGGAAAGAGACCGACCUUGCUUGAGUUUAGAUGAUUUCAAGCAAUAAUGCAAUCUCAGAUUUGGCCUGCCUAUUCACAAUAAUAGAUUUGGACAAUUAGCAAAAGUAAAACAAGAUGGGACAAUCACGGAGUACCAGUGUUUGUUUGAGCAACUUGCAGCACGUGCAGACCCUCUAACUGCAGAACAGUCGAUGCAAUUAUUCAUUAGCGGUUUGCAAGAUUAUAUUGCAGUAGAGGUACAGAUUCAACAUCCAAAAUACCUUACUAGUGCAAUGAGUUUGGCCCGCUUGUAUGAGAGGCAGGGAGAAUGGCGAAAUAAUAGCCUUCCACCAAUGCAACGAAACAUCAAGUGCAUUUCCAAAGGAGGGAGUGAUGUUACAGUAUUCCAAUAUUUUACUAAUUAAUUUUCUAUUUAGCCAUUAUAGGUGAUGCUUAGAAUCAUUAAGUUUUCCUUAAUUGUCUUUCUUAAUAUUUUGCUAGUCAAUUUCCUAUUUAGUUAUUACAAGUAAAUCUUAGGAUCUUCCUUAUAUAAUUUUCCUUAAUUGUUUGCUCUUAAUUAUGGCAAGUAGGUUUAAGGGUUAGAGGCUAGCCUACCCUCUCUUAUAACUACUUAAAUGUCAUUUUCUUAUGGAAUAAGACAGGCAGAAAUUUCUUCAACGUUGUGAUCUCCUAAAGUUCAGAGAUCGUAAGGUUCUCUCUAAUGAGCACUAAACUAUAAUUGAACAUAGGUUGAAAAGGAAGAAAUUCUAACAAACACUCUUCACACUCUUUCGAUCCUUUGGUGAAUCAUAAACCUAUAACCUGAUCCCAAACGCAGAACCGUAACGUAGAAGGCACAAAAACAAUAAGAAAAUGGUAUUAAGAUUUACAUCUGGAUAAAAUUGGGAGUGUCAUUUAAGUAAGCUUAAUUAUUGUUAGUGGAAUGAGAACAAGAAUAUGAAAAGUAAAGAUUCAAAAAACUACAAGAUUCUAGUAGCUGCUCCAACACAUGGACUUCAUCACAAGAAAAAGAAAGAGAUGCUUCCAAUCCAAACAUAAAUAUACUUUUAAUUUGCAUUAGUCACCAAGCCAAUGUGUGUACAAGGCCUGGCACCUUUAGGCUCUACGACUUGGUUGGAGAUAACAAAGUAUGUCUGAAAAACAGUGCUUAUGCAUUGAUUCUUGAGCAUCAUAACAAAAUGCAAGUUUUGAUACUUACCAAAU
Molecule: messenger RNA, 2677 nt
Organism: Ricinus communis (castor bean)
Lineage: Eukaryota; Viridiplantae; Streptophyta; Magnoliopsida; Malpighiales; Euphorbiaceae
Exons: 3
Coding region: 693-1121 (142 amino acids)
Source: RefSeq, a predicted model, not a curated record